Molecule: messenger RNA, 867 nt
Organism: Anthostomella pinea
Lineage: Eukaryota; Fungi; Ascomycota; Sordariomycetes; Xylariales; Xylariaceae
Source: the annotation of a GenBank genome assembly
AUGACCUCACAAGCACCCGAAACAGAGCUAGCAACAGCAACAGCAACAUCAGCACCAACCCCCAAGCAAAGCCUAGCAGACCGCAUGAAGCACUACGAAUCCCUCACCGAGACCACGCUCCCCGCUUCCUCCCCCGUGCUCCUGCGCCUCGACGGCCACGGCUUUUCGAAACUAACAUCGCACUUCGCCCGCCCGUUCGACGAGCGCAUCCACGCCGCCAUGACCGCCACAGCCGCCGACCUGCUGACGCACUACUUCCCGCGCGCCACGCUCGCGUACACGCAAUCCGACGAGAUCACGCUCGUCUUCCCGGCCGGCGUGCAGGCCUUCAGCGAGCGCGUGCAGAAGCUCGCCUCGCUGUCUGCGGGUUAUUGUUCUGCGCGCUUCAACGCGCACCUCGCGGCCGCGCUGGCGGCCACCCCGGAACCCGCGGUGGGCGAGGCGGCGUAUGGCGUGCUGGGCACAGCGCACUUUGACGCGCGCCUGUUCGCCGUCCCGGACGAAGCGGAGGCGUUGAAUGGCGUGCUGUGGCGGUGUCGCGGCGACGCGGUGAGGAAUAGCAUUGGCGCGUUUGCGCGCACGCUGUUUAGCGCGAGGGAGAUGCACGGGAGGACGGGCGCGGAGCUCGUCGAGAUGAUGCGCGUGAAACGAGGGGUCGUGUUCGAGGAGGCGGUGCCGCGGUGGGCGGUCGAGGGGUGUCUGGUCAAGCGGGAGCUGUAUCGGUAUGAGGGCACGAAUCCGAAGACGGGGAUGCUGGAGACGGCGACAAGGACGCGGACGCGGGUGGAAGAGAGGGGCGUGAGGGAGUUCUCGGAGGAAAUUUUGAAGUUGGUGACGCAGAGGUAUUGGGGCGGUGAUGCGAAAUGA